Molecule: messenger RNA, 597 nt
Organism: Bacidia gigantensis
Lineage: Eukaryota; Fungi; Ascomycota; Lecanoromycetes; Lecanorales; Ramalinaceae
Exons: 1
Coding region: 1-597 (198 amino acids)
Source: RefSeq, a predicted model, not a curated record
AUGGCUCUGAUUCGGCUAUUGUUCGCCGUCAUUAGUUCCAGUGCUGUCUGCUCGUCGCCAGUACCGCAAAACACCUCGUCCGCACUUCUUCCAAAGCCACCUCUGUCUCACCAAGGACGAAAUUGUGACCCUUAUCCCACAGACUUCGAUAUUGUCCAGUGGAAAUUGACGGUAGCGCCGUUCUGCCAAACCGCCUACAAUUCAUUCUACACCCUGACGGAAACAAUCGACACAUACGACCUCAUCCUGAAAGGUUCCGGUCAACCCGAAGCCGGCAACCGUAUAUUUGCACCGUAUUAUUUCAUCCCUCCUUCAGACAAUGACGACUGCGCCUUCACCUUCUAUAUCACAGGUGAUAGAACAGAGGCUCCUUUGAAGAAAGACGUCGCGGUGAAAGCUGCGCAGGACAUUCUUGAUAAUUGUGGGUACUUUGGCUACUGGGAUAUUGAGCUUGGGACUGGUGGAGGAGUUAGGGUUCAGGUUAUGGAUGGCUUUAAAGCAAGUCAGGAGCAGGCGGAUAAUGGAAAUCCGAGAUUUCCGCCGUCGCUCAUGCCUGGUGAUGCUGGAAAACAGGUCACUAACGUUGACACGCUCUAA